AUGGGCCAGGCGCGUAGCCGCAUCGGUCAUCUGUUGCACCAGAUCUCCGAAAACUCGGCGCUGCAGGGAGUACGGGGACUCCGCACGCUCGCAGAUGCGUGGAAGAAUCCGGAUAAAAAGCCGUAUCUCCCCACCAUCAUGCACCCCGCGGCCUAUACGCCGCCGGGCAUGGAGUUCGCGGACACCUCGCACCUGCCGCCACCUCUGGGGCGACGCCCGGGCAUGUUGCCCUCGCAGCCGCUCCACAAGGCCACGCGCCCGCUCCAGGACCUUAAUGGUCCACGCCGUGCUCAGCCGAGAACGUGUGACCCGCCCGAGCGUCACCGUGAUUGGUGGAGGUCAUACCAAGACCGCAUCCCGCCGUGGAUGGAACGGGACCAGGAUGGAGGUCCAACGCUGGAAGCUGCCCAGCUGUUUGUAUACUCGUGGCACCCGAUCGCGCGAGACCGCACGAACCAAGAGCGCGCGCGGUGGGUCGCUCUGACCCUCACCCUCUUUUCGGUGCCCGGCCUAUACCGGCACAUCCUGGCCCAGUGGCAACUGGACCCCACUGGUCCGUACGCCCACGCGUACUAUCCCGGCUCGUUGGGCGUCGACGACAUCACGGUCUUCCACGUCGCGCACUGGUACGCAGUGCAAGGCAUCACCCUCACCCUCGCCGAUCGGAUGCAGCGAUCCGCGCAUCGUGCCAGGGUGCAGCUGGAGGGCAUGGACCAUAACUCCGCCGUCCUACCGUUCGCGGGCAUCGUCUCCAUUGCGGGAGCAGGGCCCGUGCCCCCAGUCGCGGCUCUAACGCUGCGGGGCCUCGCUGCCAACCCGACGCUAGCGUUCGCGCCUGCGAACCCCACCACUCCGCAACACCCCGUACCCGUCCCCGCCGCCGCGCCUACUACCCCACACGUCCAGAUGGACGUGGACACCCUACCGCCGCCGGAUCAGGCAUCGCCGCCUCCUGCCUCCACCAACAAUGUCGACGGCACGGAGGCGCGACAAGAGGGAGGUGAAGCGCGGGGAACUCCGAACGCGGAGGAGGCGGAGAAGUCGGCCGAGGAGGAGCAGUGA
Molecule: messenger RNA, 1062 nt
Organism: Trametes versicolor FP-101664 SS1
Lineage: Eukaryota; Fungi; Basidiomycota; Agaricomycetes; Polyporales; Polyporaceae
Exons: 1
Coding region: 1-1062 (353 amino acids)
Source: RefSeq, a predicted model, not a curated record